GACAGUAUCGGGUGUUGGUACUAUUGUCAGUGAGCUUCUUUUAUUCUUUUUUUUGGUUGUACAGAUGAAACUUCUUUCUGCAACUCCUGGAAAAAUUGUUUGUGAAAUGAAAGUAGAGGAGGAGCACACAAACAGAGGUGGCACAUUACAUGGAGGUUUGACAGCUACACUUGUGGAUGUGGUGUCAACAGCAGCGUUGCUGUACACAGAAAGAGCGCUGCCCGGGGUCAGUGUGGACAUGAACAUCACAUAUACUUCUGCUGCUAAGAUGGGAGAAGAGAUACUGAUUACAGCUCAGAUUUUGAAGCAAGGAAGAAAUCUUGCAUUUGCCACCGUGGAUUUAACAAAUAAAGCAACAGGAAAGUUAAUUGCACAAGGUAGACAUACAAAGUAUCUAGGAAAUUAAUAUAAGAAAAUAAUUUAAAAAAAAAAUAUAAUGUUGGGCUUAAGAAUCCCAUAUAGAAUUAUUUUUCCCAUUAUGCAGUAAGACAUUUGCACAAAGUUGUGUUAAUCUAUAUAAAGUGAAUUUGUCUUGCUCAUAAUAAACGAACAAAUUUCUUAAUUACCACUGGAGUGGCUACAAGCCU
Nestor notabilis (Kea) is the source of this 587-nucleotide messenger RNA. RefSeq names its product acyl-CoA thioesterase 13 (gene ACOT13). The transcript has 2 exons. The record is from RefSeq and is a predicted model, not a curated record. Gene Ontology annotation, molecular function: fatty acyl-CoA hydrolase activity. The annotation marks the transcript as partial. Lineage: Eukaryota; Metazoa; Chordata; Aves; Psittaciformes; Psittacidae.